AUGGUUUCUCUUCACAAAUUGAUCAUUUUUUGUGUACUCCUUUUUCUGAUCAAGCCCAUCUCUUCGCAGCAAUCUUAUGACGAUUCCAGUUGCACUGCAGAAUCAGUUCAAAAUUCCAAAUACCUUUGCUUUCCAAAAGAUUUUCCAUGCCAUACUUACGUAGUAUACAGGGCUCAAAAGGAUUUUCAGUCUAUGUCAUCUAUUGCACCUCUCUUCAAUUUAAGCAUGUCUCAUCUCCUUGAAAUCAACCACAUGACUGACGCUGAUUCUAGCAAUCUAAAGCUAGGAAGAGAGAUCAUCAUACCUGUUCAAUGCUCCUGCGCUCGUACAUUCUCUGAAGCUAUUUUCAUGUACCAUUUUUCAAGCACUGAUUCUUUUGCUUCAGUUGCUUGUGGAGUUUUCCAAGGGCUGUUGAAAUCGCAAAGUCUCAAAGAGGAUAAUCCUGACGUUAAACGUAACGAUCCUGGAGACUUUAUGAUAAAGGUACCCAUUCGAUGUGCUUGUACCAAUGCAAAUCAAAGAAGAAAUGGGUUUAAAUAUCUUGUAACAUAUCCUGUGAUAAAGAAUGACCAUACAGAUUUAAUUGCUCGCAAAUUUGGAGUACCUGAAGAAACGAUCUGGGAUGCCAAUAAGUUGGGACCAUUUUCAACCAUUUUCCCUCAAACAAUACUAUUUAUUCCCACAAAGGAUGUUCCAGUAGUGAAAUGGGAUGUUCCUGAAGAUUUACCCUCUAGUCCUAGAGUAACGACUCCCCUUGUGAAAAUCCAACCAAGAACAGAGGAUUUUAAUGAGGGAUCUAGGACUGGUAAAGCUGUGUAUAAGGGGAAAAUUGGUGGUUCCUAUGUGGCAAUUGAACAGAUGAACACUGAGGAAGCGGCUCGCCAUGUCAUUUACAUAUUGACAAAGAUUAGUCAUUUGAACAUAGUGAAGCUUGAAGGAUGCUGCUAUGGCACUAAUCCUUAUCUCGUGUUCGAGUUUGCAGAAUAUGGUAGCUUGAGGGACUGCUUGUCUAAUGCAAAUGUUGCGAGGCAGCUUACAUGGGCAAAAAGAACUCAGAUUGCUUUUGAUCUUGCAGUGGGCCUCCAUUACAUACAUUACUGCACAAAGCCAUCUUUUAUCCAUCAUAACAUACACAGUAGAAACGUGCUUAUAACCACGGAUUGGAGGGCAAAACUUACUGGAUUUAGAUUGGCAAAACCAGUGAAUUCCAGUGAAGAAAAUGGAGAAAUUAGCUGGAAUGAAUCUGUAAUUGUGGGUAGAAAGGGGUACCUGGCACCUGAAUUCCUUACUUACGGUCUGGCUUCUCUCAAGUUGGAUGUAUUUGCUUUUGGAGUGGUUUUGCUUGAAUUGUUAUCCGCUAAGGAGGCUGCUACGGAUGGACUAUUUUUGAAGAAUCCCGUAAUUUCUUUAGAAGACGCAGGGCAUGAAUGUUCUUUAGGGUACUUGGAAAAGUUGAAGGAAUUCAUGGAUCCCGUUCUGGAGGGGAAGUAUCCAUUGGUUGAUGCCAUGUGUUUGGCAUUCUUGGCCAAGGCUUGUGUUGAGCAGGAUCCUCUUCACAGACCCACCAUGGAUAAUGUUAUAAGGGCUCUUUCAAGAUUUGUAUGA
Messenger RNA from Theobroma umbraticum, 1605 nucleotides. Lineage: Eukaryota; Viridiplantae; Streptophyta; Magnoliopsida; Malvales; Malvaceae. The record is from RefSeq and is a predicted model, not a curated record.